Molecule: messenger RNA, 586 nt
Organism: Brassica oleracea var. oleracea
Lineage: Eukaryota; Viridiplantae; Streptophyta; Magnoliopsida; Brassicales; Brassicaceae
Exons: 2
Coding region: 48-521 (157 amino acids)
Source: RefSeq, a predicted model, not a curated record
UCUCUCUUUAAUUGUUAUAUCUCUAUCUCUCUGUGUGAAAGAACACAAUGGCACAACAAAGGAUGGGUCCUUCUGGAUUUCAACUCGCUGGAGACAACAGUUUCGACGACGGUGCACUAGACUUCGACAGCGUAAAGAAUGUGUCCAUUGGGGUUCGUGAAAAACAAAUCGUUUUUAUAAGCUUAACGUACUCGAGGGGCGAAAAAGAUCAGACUAUCACCCACGGAGAACAACCUAACGAGAACAUGGAGAUCGAGUUUGGAAAACUUGGAGGGUAUUGUAAGACUGUCGGCGGCACGUACAAACGUGGAACUCCGCAGCUUCCAACAGGGUAUAUUAGCAACUUGUAUUUUGUAACCUCCGAAGGACAGAAGACGGAAUCGUACGUUCGAGCCGCUGCAGAUGAGUCGGAUGAGGCUUUCAGUUUCACUGCGGAUGGGGAAACCCAAUUGGUUGGAUUAUUCGGACGGUUCGGGCAGAAAGGAUUAAUCACGAUAGGGGCGUUGUUUGCACCAGAAUGAAGCCAAGAUUAAAGAAGUAAGCAAAGAUGAAGGAAGAAGCUGAUAUAAUUAUAUAAAGAAGCGUA